AUGCAAGGUCCCAACCCGUCCCAGGGAGUGGAUGGGGUGGGUCUCACAAAUGAAGAGCCUGCUUCUGACUACCAAUCCCUUCAAAGUCUUCCCACUGAAAUAUUGAUUGAUAUAUAUUGCAAGCUAGAAUCGCUUUUUGCUGUAUACCAGUUGGCGGCAACAUGUGCUCGUCUUCAGUCCAUAUGGUUAGAAAAUACCAAUGCGAUAUACAACAGCAUUGGGCCUGUGGAGAUAAAGUGCCACCGUCAUGCACGUAAUCUACUGACAGACCAGGGUGGACCCUCUCCCAACUCUCUUGUGUCAGUCUCGGAUGUCCGCCGUCUGACACGCAACAUGCGCAUUGUCCAUGGAGCAAUCGAUUUCUAUGACAAAAUCAUAACUUCUAGAAUAGGCGGCAAUAGGUACUUCGGGUAUUACGGCUCUGAUCCUCGUCCAGCACAACUUACAUACACGGAGCGCCGUCGGUUUAUACGUGCGUAUUAUCAGAUAUUGGGAUCCAUCAUGCUGGAGCCCGAGAGACAGAAUGAUAGACUGCACUCAAUCCCCCUCAAAGAUCUUAUGAUCAUGGAGGAUAUAACGUGGCUCUGGUAUACUGAAGGGUGCAGAACAGGCGGUGGGGCUUUAGCAGGACUCAGCGGCGAACAAAAACAGGAUCUGGUCUACCGGAUUGAUGAAGCUGCUGCUUACGUGUAUAAGCGCGUCUACAACAAUCGAUAUAAUUAUAUAAGGUUCAAUUUGGCACCUAACUUCGGAACCCGAGGCCAUUACUGCGUGUUUGACCAUGCACAGCGCGAUGUGAUGGACGAGGUGCGCGGACUAAAUUCGCCGCCAUGGCCAAAACCCAACCCUUUGUGCCCACCGGAAUGGGCAGUUGAUACCGACGAUGAUAGCUAG
Molecule: messenger RNA, 894 nt
Organism: Aspergillus steynii IBT 23096
Lineage: Eukaryota; Fungi; Ascomycota; Eurotiomycetes; Eurotiales; Aspergillaceae
Exons: 2
Coding region: 1-894 (297 amino acids)
Source: RefSeq, a predicted model, not a curated record